Molecule: messenger RNA, 456 nt
Organism: Suillus subalutaceus
Lineage: Eukaryota; Fungi; Basidiomycota; Agaricomycetes; Boletales; Suillaceae
Exons: 5
Coding region: 1-456 (151 amino acids)
Source: RefSeq, a predicted model, not a curated record
AUGGAUGCGCGAAAGCACAAGAAGAAAAGCGAAGCGGAUAACGAUAACCAUUGGAAACACAAAGUGAGCCCAAGUGGUGACUACUACUUUAAAGUAAAACCCAAUAGCGAGGGAAGUACAGCAAAGGGGAGUAAUAAUGAUGGAGUAUGCUGCAAUGCUUGUUACAAACCACGAGGCAAGCGAUAUGACGUACCAAUGAGGUGGAUGGACAUAGACGGACUUUCCUGGAUGAUAGGCGAUGCAGGGCGCUUAAGCGCGAGAAAGCGCGCAAGAAACGCGAGUCUCUACAGCGUCCUGGAUUUGAACCAGCGUAGAUUCCGUGAUUAUAUUACGCCGUACGAGAUAGCAGAAUUCAAAGGAAUGCGCGAAAUGUGCAUACCACGUCUGUUGGGCUUUAGAAUCAUCGCUGGUCCAUUGUUUGAAUCCUCAACCUUGCGGAAAAUGUCGAAGACCUGA